Messenger RNA from Caenorhabditis sp. 36 PRJEB53466, 1544 nucleotides. Lineage: Eukaryota; Metazoa; Nematoda; Chromadorea; Rhabditida; Rhabditidae. The record is from the annotation of a GenBank genome assembly.
AUGGAGCUGCUCGAAUCAAAGCCCCUGAGCGCCAUUAGCAUGGUAAUUGACUCGAUCGGAGUGGAUCAUGACAGUCAGGUCAGUUGCCAUUAGGGAACGUCGGGAAAUGCUGCGUUUUCUAGACCAAAUGUAACUGCUGCAAUGAGCAGAUUUAUGAUCGGUUCAUUUUCCGAGUGAGUCAGAAACCUCGUCGAUUUGCUUUUGUCCCAUCGCUUCCGUGUUUCACGCACUUGCUGCCCUGUCGCCCACUCAUUUUCUUCAAAAAUAGCCCAUAUUUCUCAGAUGGACAACCGCUCAUACCACGAGAAUUGUGUAAAGUGCUCCGUUUGCGAAGUGCAGUUGGCGGAGAAAUGCUUCUGGAAGAACGGAAGAAUCUACUGCAGCCAGCACUAUUACAAGUACGCAUCCGUCAAAAAUCUUCAAUGUCUUGGAUCGACUUUAAUUCCAGAGAUCACAGUGUUCACCGAUGUGCCGGCUGCAAGAAAGGAGUCUCUCCAACUGACAUGGUCUACAAACUUCGGGUGAGCUUUCUGUUCUCUUCCUGCUUUCAGUAGGAUCUUCUGCUCAGGCUGGUUUGGUGUUCCACGUGGACUGUCACUGUUGUGCUCUCUGCAGACGUCAUCUGUCUCCAGGAGAGCAGAUUCUCGUGGACGACUCCAUGAUGACAGUCUCCUGCAUGAGCCAUUACCCUCCGAUGGAAGAGAGUGGCUGCGGAGCUGGCAGUUCCGAAAUGCUCUCGUGCUCUUCCGAGUCUGCACUCGCUCCCUAUCCGAUCGACGAUUCUUUUCCGGUUUUCCAAGUCAAAAAGGUAUUUGCAGAAGCAGAAGCAACGCGUUUGCAAAUCAAAUUUGUUUUUCAGGAAGUGGAUGCGUACGGAUACAACUUCGAACAUUACAGCUUUUCCGAUUUCUGCGAUGACGAUUCGCGGAUGUUAAAACGGCGCGGACCGAGGACUACAAUUAAGCAGAACCAGGUGGAGUAAUGGUUAAUCCGGAAAAAAAGAAGAGAAACAUGCUUUUGCAGUUGGACGUACUCAAUGAAAUGUUCGCAAAUACACCGAAGCCAUCGAAGCACGCGAGGGCCAAGUUGGCACUGGAGACCGGGCUCAGCAUGCGGGUGAUCCAAGUGUGGUUCCAGAACAGAAGAAGCAAGGAACGGCGGCUGAAGCAUCUGUGCAACUACCUGCGGCACUACGAGCAACGAGGGCUCAUUCCGCCGCCAAUCCACUUCCGAAAUGGUCAGUGCUCUUUGUAGUUCGCCCGUGCCAAGACCUGCACUCCCAAUUAGAUUAGUUCUUGCGUCUCGAUCCAGUUACCCUACACUUUGGGCGACGAAUGAGUCGGACGGACAUGAGCAGAACACGCGAGUGGCGUAGAAAAAGAGAAGCAAGCGCAAGAAAAGUUUGAGUUGCCACGUCAUAAAUCAGCGGCAAAUGGCGCCGGCCGUGCCUCCCUUGAAUCUUUUUCUCUUUUCCAGAAGAAAUGGACACCACCGACUUCAACGCGUUCUGCGGGAAUUUCGAAGAGGAAGAGGACGAAGACUGA